Messenger RNA from Schistocerca cancellata (South American locust), 3525 nucleotides. Its product is annotated as calcium release-activated calcium channel protein 1-like. The record is from RefSeq and is a predicted model, not a curated record. Gene Ontology annotation, cellular component: membrane. Gene Ontology annotation, molecular function: store-operated calcium channel activity. Gene Ontology annotation, biological process: store-operated calcium entry. Bases 152 to 1021 code for a protein of 289 amino acids. NCBI's taxonomy places the organism in Eukaryota, Metazoa, Arthropoda, Insecta, Orthoptera, Acrididae. The transcript is spliced from 4 exons.
GGAGAAGUAAACAAACAUGGCGGAAUAGUAUUUUUAAAAGGGAGUGGAAAAGUUUUUACGAGCUGUUAGGGAUAAUUGUAUGCAAAAUAUGGUACACAGAAGUAGCAUAACAGCAGUUGGAUAUUAGUAAUGUUGUCGGAUAAAUGGCGAAAUGUACAUGUCUGCAGUGUCAAUGCCUAUAUUCGGAAUCCUGAAGUUUAAAUCUUCGACGAGAGAAGUGAUUGGUGUUUCAACAGACACCAUUGGCAAAUUCCUCAUGUCGGAGUGGUCAAGCAGCACAGGACGGAGGACUAUAAUCAGUCCAGCUUAUAUCAAAUCAUACAGCAGCGCCACUACCUGUCCGUGUAGCAGUGGAUACGCCCCAGAGGAGAAGAUGUCCCAUGCAGGUGAUGGCCUGCAUACUCCAGGGUAUUUAUCAUGGAGGAAACUACAGCUAAGUAGAGCAAAGCUGAAAGCAUCAAGCAAAACAUCAGCCCUGUUAUCAGGGUUUGCAAUGGUAGCUAUGGUGGAAGUGCAGCUCAAUGAACGAUCUAAAGUACCUCAGGAAAUGCUGAUAGCAUUUGCUAUCUGCACUACGUUGCUAGUUGCAGUUCACAUGUUGGCAUUAAUGAUCAGCACAUGCAUCCUUCCCAACAUUGAUGCUGUUUGUAACCUACAUUCCAUCAGCUUGGUUCAUGAAUCACCACAUGAACGUCUGCACUGGUAUAUAGAAACUGCAUGGGCGUUUUCUACACUACUGGGACUUCUUUUGUUUCUGUGUGAAAUAGCAAUAUUGUGCUGGGUAAAAUUUUAUGACUUUUCAAAACUUGCCGCAUGGUCUGCUUGUAUUGUUCUUAUACCAGUUCUUGUUAUUUUCUUAGCAUUUGCUGUUCAUUUCUAUAGAUCUCUUGUCACACACAAAUAUGAAGUUACAGUGUCUGGCAUUAGAGAACUAGAACUUUUGAAGGAACAGAUUGAACUAGGUGAUACAGAGGGAAGAGUCAAUGGCAUUGGGUUGUUCAAUAAUGCACAGAUUGUGUAAUGCGUUAUUGAUUGUUAGUAUGAGACCAUAACCUUUCUACUGUUUGCAUCAUUUCCAUUAAACUGGAAAAUGUUACAUGAUGUGUGAUCGAACUUAUUGAGUAUUUAAGAGCUGUGCUACUUAUUUGUGUGCUGUAUCUCGAAUAGAAUGCCAAGGUAAAUAUUAUUUCUAUGAUACACUGAAUCUGAAGUGUAGUCGCACAUUCUUGUCUUCCUCAUAGUUUAUAUUCUGCGUUGAUUACUGUUAGUCGUGAAGUAUUUACAAUCAUGACCAUAAAAAGUGACACAUCCUGUGUGUGUGUGUGUGUGUGUGUGUGUGUGUGUGUGUGUGUGUGAGAGAGAGAGAGAGAGAGAGAGAGAGAGAGAGAGAGAGAAGGCUUUAAAAGCUUUAAUGAGAUGAAUUUCAAGAGAAUUCUAAUAGUUUUGAAAUGUGUAUUGUUUACUUUUCGUUUUGAGUGCAUUGUGCUGAAAUUGUUCAGAAUUAUUGCAUUUGGGUGGAAUGAGAUUAGUUCAUUUUGCCUGUUUCAUAUGUGGUUGUAUUUUGAAUUUAUUCUUUCUCAUAUUACAUGUGAGUUUAAUAUUAUACACUAUGUUUGCCAUUCAGUUUUCAAUUUUCUGUUACUGUCUAACUAAAAGAAGAGAUAUUAUCUGUGCUCAAGUGCUGUAUCUGAAAGUUCCAUAUACAGAAAGCAGAAAAGUGGCGAUAAAGAAUUAAAGCUAAAACUUUUUAUUGGCACAUGUGACUUCUGAAAUUAUGUCUAAAGUGUGGUAAAAAGGCAACAGUAGCAUGUUUCAGUUAAUAGGAAAGAUUUUGAGUUGUAGAUUAUUGUACCAAAGAAAAGGAAGAAAGACAAAGUAUGAAAAGUUUUGCAGAAGGCAAUGAAAUGUACAUAAUCCCAUAUAUUACUAUAUAUUUUUCCUCAUUUUGAAUGCAUACUUUCUGCACCUCUUUGUGAUUAAUAACUUGUUCUUUCCAGUUUUCCACAGCUCUCUCUUUCUUCCUUUCCUCUAUUCCAGAAGAAAGUGUUUAUGAAAAUGUCAGAUUUAUUGCCUUAGUUUCCAUAUAUUACUGCCCAUUAGAUUUGUGACGAGUAUUGAAAUCUAUAGUUUUUUUGAAAGCCAAUGGUAGAAGACCUUGUUAAAUCAGUAAAAAUAUCUGUUUUUCAUGAAGACUUUGUAGAGACUUUUGUUGAACGAAUGGUAAAUUUGUGUUAGUGAUAUGUCAGGAAAUGCUCAUGCUGUGAUUAAAUUAUAAAAUAAGAAAUGAAAUCUGUUUUCAGCAAUAUAGUUUUGAUGAAAGUGUAUUUUGAGAAGGUAUCUUCCACAAUGCCAUUAAAUGCACUGACAUUCCUGUUUUGACUUACAAUUUGUGUGUACUUGUUGACAUUUGUACAUAAGGGAACAGCCGUGAAGAAAACCAUUUUUAACCUAUAACACAGUUUUCAUGAAAGACUAUUUUGGAAUGUAUAUGUGUCUUCAUGGCACACCUGAGUUCUGUCAGAAAAUGUGAAAAAUUGAAAUUAUUUGGUACUUUGUAUGCUGUACAUUUCUCAUAGAAUGGACAAUUGUUGCAUGAUGAAAAAUAUCCUUUUUCAGUUACUCUAGAAUAUUACAUAAAGAAAUUUAAUAAUCUUUGAGUUUCUCUCUUUAAGUGUGAGGAGAACAGCAAACAAUUCUACUCAAAAAUAAUUAUGCAAAUCUCCUAGGACACCAAAGUACCUGAAAUCGUGGCAUGCAUCAAGAAUUAGUUCUAUACCUACCUUUUAAUGUUUACAGUGUCCUUAAAAUACAAUAAAAUAAUAAAGUUAGCUUACCAGUCCUCAUAACAAGGUUACUAAAUUAAUAUUUUGUCAUUCCAGUAUUUUCUAUGCAAUCCUUUCACUGAAUUGUUAUCAUUGUAUGAGACAGCGACAUCUGUGUCUUGAUUGUAAACUGUGGAAUCAGUUGUUGAGAGCUAUACAGUACCUUAAUGUUAAUUAUUUGUACUAAAGUCUCAAAAUGUAUUAUGCUGUGCCACAUGUUCUUUUUUAUUGUGCGCAGUUUUAUUUAACUGCGACUAAAUACCAAAUUUUAAAGAUACUUGGAUUUUUUUCCUGAAGUAGUUAAAUUCCAUUUAUCUUCUAUGUUUAAAGAUUGCAUUCAAAUUAUUCUGUAAUACAAAAAAUACUUCUAGUAUUUUGUGUGUGAAUGUACACAGUAAAACUGUCAUUUUUUGCUAAAUUAUAAUUAUUUAAAAGUGAUUUUGUGUCAUUGCAGAUGCAGUCUUUCAAAUGUCAUGACAUAUUUAAGUACAAAUUUUGUGGUUUGUGGCAUUUUGUGGUCAAGUGUACUGUAUUUGUAUAUAAAAUUUUGAUGUCAUGUAUAUAAUUCCUGUAAUUAAUGUGCUGUAUGUUUCUACUUGAAAAAUGAUAAGUUCCUUUUGUUAUGAUAAUUGUGCACUGUACAGAAAUUUUUGUCAAAUUUUGGCAUUCAUAAUUGUUUUGAAAAAUAAAUAAAAUAUUUGUA